AGCUGAUUUCUUUUUCUUUUUCUUUUUCUUUUUCUUUUCUUUUCUUUUCUUUUCUUUUCUUUUUUUUUUUUUUUUUCCACUUAAAUUCACUCCGCCCUUGUUGCUAUCACUCCGCACCUGAAUAUUCGUAGCAUUCCCUCCUGAGCUUGUGAUUCAACCAUUAAUAUCCUCGAUGCCUUGACCAACGGAACAUCUAGCUGCUUCUUUUCUUUUCCUUUCUUUUCUUUCCCUACGCCAAUUGUUCCUUUUCUGCACGACGAGAGACAUUCCAAAGACGCCUAAUUGAAAAUUACAAUAAAAAUCCGAAAAUAUAAUACGAGAAAAAAAAGAGAUAUUUGCAGUGGAAAGACUGCCGACAUGCUCCCAAAGAUCCCCUUGGUCCUCCAGCAGGGCCACCAACAGAGCCGCUCAAGGUCCUCCAAGAAUAAUAGUGUUUCGUCCUUCGAUGAGUCGAGCGGCGCAUCUUCGCCCAGUGCAGAGGAUGAGACGGUGGUAGAACCCGAGCAGGGGAAUGUCCUCACUCAUAUUAUUUCGCAAUUGCGGCCGGGUGCGGACCUGGGCAGAGUUACGCUUCCCACAUUCAUACUGGAACCCCGAUCAAUGCUGGAACGGAUCACAAACUUCAUGGCCCACCCCGAAACGCUCCUUCCAAUGCCGGCAAUUGACGACCCUGUCCAACGAUUCGUGUCCGUGGUUAAGUUCUACCUCAGUGGAUGGCAUAUAAGACCUUUGGGUGUUAAAAAGCCAUUGAAUCCGAUCCUGGGUGAAACUUUUACAUGUUAUUGGGAUUACGAGGAUGGCACCCGCAGCUACUACAUUUCCGAACAAACUUCCCACCAUCCUCCCAAGUCGAGCUACUUUUUCAUGGCCCCCGAACAUCAUAUACGAAUCGACGGGACGCUGAAACCGCGCAGUAAAUUUCUGGGAAAUUCAGCUGCAAGCAUGAUGGAAGGAAUAGCAAUACUGUCCUUCCUGAAUAGGGGCGAACCUGGAAAGGGUGAAAGAUAUAUCGUGACUCAACCGAAUAUGUAUGCUCGAGGUAUCCUGUGGGGAAAGAUGAAGUAUGAACUCGGAGAUCAUAGCUACGUAAGAUGUCCCGAGAACAAUUUGUCGGCGGAUAUAGAGUUCAGAACCAAAGGUUAUUUUUCUGGAACCUACAAUGCCAUCGGGGGUGCCAUAAAAGAUGACAAAACAGGAGAGAUACUCUAUGAGCUAUCAGGGCUUUGGAACGGUGAGAUGUUCAUAAAAAAUGUUGCUACUGGACAAAAGGAGCUUCUUUUCAAUGCGACAAAUGCAAAGCACACGCCUCCUCUCGUCAGACCAAUAGAAGAGCAGGAGCCUCGUGAAUCGCAGAGACUUUGGAGUAGUACAGUCCAAGCGCUAAUUGCUCGGAACCAUGAUCUUGCCACGGAAGAGAAAACCAAAGUUGAAGAUAGGCAGCGGCUUGAGGCAUCAAAGAGGGUGGAAGAUGGAGUCGAAUGGCGGCCCAAACUUUUCCGUGUAGUUCAAGGCGGGCCGGGGAGACCUGAGGAAGGUGAAGAGGAUCUUGAGUGGAUUCUGAAUGCGAAAAUAGACGCAAACAAUCCGGCGGUCGCCGUGAAACAAAUCCUUUGUGUUGCAGCAAUUCUCCCGGGCCAAAAGCCUUCCUGUCAAUUCGAGAUACCACCCCAUCCCUCAUCACGAUCAAAUAACGUAGAAGCUGGCGCCUCUUCUGAUCAACUGGCAACCACCGCCACCACGAAAGCUCCAAUCGCCCAACAACAUAAUAAUAAUGACAAUCUCAUAGACUUUACCGAGGGUAGCAACGACGGGCACCUUAAUGAGAACAAGAUGCUAAAGCCAGGAAACUCAGCCGGCGCCAUGGAUAUCUUGGGUGGGGAUGGCCAAGGAGAUGCCCCCGCCCAAGCUUCCGCUUCCGCAGGUUACAACCCCCAAGACAUGUCAAAUAUCAUGACGCCGCUGCAGGCCACAAAAAGCACAACACAAACACGAUCCCUGAAUGGGCGGGAUUCCACCGCUUCAGACGAUGACGAUUUCGUCGACGCGCAAAGUUAAAGAAUGGAAAGAAAGGAGGCCGAUUUCUUCUUCCCCUCCCUAGAUCUGGCUUUGCGCUGCGCUUUUCUCAGCCUGAUUCCUCGCCCUAAUAUAUAUACAACUUUGCUUGAACCAUCUCAUUCACGGCGCCAACUUCUUCAUUAAUUAACUAAAAGCGUGUCCAUUGGCCUACACUACAACUGGCACAUCGCAAGUUUCAUGCGUGGAAACCCGGGCUAAACAUCACUGCCAGCCCAUUCGUCCCCUCCGAAAAUAUUCUUAACAAUACACCACCAACCGGCCGACCUAAUUUGUUUCUUGCGGAAAGAAAAAUAAAAUAAAAUUGAAGGGGGGAGACAAAAAAGAACCUAUAUGAGUCAGCGACGUUGGGGCUGGGACGAACGUCUGGAGUUUUAAUGGCCUGGCUUAACAUGUUUACAUUUCAUUUCCCUUCCUUCUUUUAAGAGAAGGAAGAAAAAAGGAAUCGAACGAAAAGUAAAAAAAAAAGCCAAAGAAAAACAACUCAGGGAUGAGAGGAGGAAUCGAACAUAUAUCCUCUAACUGUACUGGCCUCGCCUCCGAGCUCAACCACCACUACCACCCCUCCCCUACCAAACAUUGUUAUUCUUUGGUUUUUUUUUUUUCCUUUUCGCUUUCUUUCUUUCAUGAUGGAUGACGAUGACGAUUAUUGUUUAUUUGUUUACUGUUUAUCCUUACUCUUAUCAGCAUUGGCAUUGGCAUUGGGCACCGGUAUGUAUCGUCCAAAACAAAAUCAUGAACCCCCACUUUUUUUUCGAAUACCUAAGGAGGAAAAAAUCACCGUUUUCAUCAAUUAGGAGAUUUUAGGAACCUUCUCUUAUGUAUUGAGGAGGAUGUUUAUUCUCACGGCUUUUUAUAACCACUUUUCAACAAUUUGUGGUUGUUUUUCACCUCUACCUAGUUAGGUAUGGAUUUAAUUACUUUUUGCAUUAUUUUCAGUUGGUUAUCCAUAUGCAUAUAUUUAUAUAUAGAAUAUUAUUUUUAUCAUAAGAGAGAAUUGACGAUAGGAUAUGACUCGGCAUUGCCUAUUGGAAGUAAGUUAGGUGGUAGAAACUCAAGGGUAUUAUUACUUUACACUAUAGAGGAGCACUCUUUUAACAAGGAGGUAGAAAGAAAACAAUAAGCGAUCCGUCGAGAAACUCCAAGAAAAUAACUCCAUGCCAAAUCCAUCCAGCCACACUAUCCACAGCAGAUACAAAAAGAAAAUACUCUAAAUGUAGACAAUAAGAGACGAAGGGGGAAUAGGAAAGAAAAAAAAUAAAAAUAAAAAUACACCAACAAAAAUAACAGCCUAGAAAUCGCAAUCACAAGAAAAGAAAAGAGACAAAAAAAGGGAAAAAGAGGUCCGCGCCCAAGGGGAGACUCAAGCAUACAACUCCCCCGGUAUACCUAGCGCUCUCUCCAUAUCCCUCCUCCGACUCCACCUAUCCCCACUACUCCCCGCCCCAUCCCUAUCCUCCUGCUCCGCCUCCAUCAUCUCCUUCUCCUCCUCAAUCUCCCUCUCCACAUCCUCCCGCAAACCCAUAAUAUCCGGCGGGAUAUGGCUCAGCUGCACGCUCGGCGCGCCUUUGAUGUAGCGCAGCUGCUCCAGCACCGCCUGCGUCACCGACUCCAGGUACGCCUUCGAGUUCCGGUUCUCCAGCCGGCGCAUAUCCGACAGCGGCGGGAAGAGCGAGCAGUCCGGCUUGAAGUGGGUGCGGAAGGGCAGCGAGUCCGGCAGGCGCGGGUUGAUGUCCUGCGCGCCGUCGAUGCAGAUGGCCGUCUCGUACGCCCAGAGGCGCGACACGUUGCGCGGCGUAUACCCACCGCCGCCCACGACCAGCGUCGGCAGGCCGAAGCUCUUGGUGUAUGCGACGCAGGCGCCGUGGGCGCGGAUGUUCAGGUUGAAGCAGCCCAGCCGGUCACAGCCGAGGCUGUCGGCGCCGCAUUGGAGGACGAUCGCGCCGGGCUGGUAGGUGCGGAUGGCUGGGCCGAC
Blastomyces gilchristii SLH14081 is the source of this 4048-nucleotide messenger RNA. Its product is annotated as oxysterol binding protein. Gene Ontology annotation, cellular component: cortical endoplasmic reticulum; intracellular membrane-bounded organelle; cytosol. The record is from RefSeq and is a predicted model, not a curated record. The coding region runs from base 358 to 2055 and encodes 565 amino acids. The transcript is spliced from 8 exons. Gene Ontology annotation, molecular function: sterol binding. NCBI's taxonomy places the organism in Eukaryota, Fungi, Ascomycota, Eurotiomycetes, Onygenales, Ajellomycetaceae.